Molecule: messenger RNA, 3789 nt
Organism: Echinococcus granulosus
Lineage: Eukaryota; Metazoa; Platyhelminthes; Cestoda; Cyclophyllidea; Taeniidae
Product: Kinesin-like protein KIF26A
Exons: 10
Coding region: 1-3789 (1262 amino acids)
Biological process (GO): microtubule-based movement
Molecular function (GO): microtubule binding; ATP binding; microtubule motor activity
Source: RefSeq, a predicted model, not a curated record
AUGCUGGGUUCGGAUGCCUCGGUGGAGUCAGUGGGCGUGAUUCCUUGCGCCAUCGCCUGGCUCUUCCGUCUGGUGGAGGAAAAAAAGGAGGCUACCAAAACGCGCUUCUCCGUCCGAGUCUCUGCAGUAGAAGUCUUUGGAUACGAUGAGUCCUUCAAGGAUCUCCUCCAUGAUUCGGCUCUUGACGGUGAGGACGAUCACUUAUCAGGUCCAGCUCCAAGUAGCUAUCUUCGUGACACCAGUCCCAAUUCCCACACCUGGUCCCUCUCUUCAGCGAAUGGCAACAGUAACACCUCUCCAGCCGCCAGGCUAAGUCAAACCAUGGACAGACUGACUGAAAUCCGAGCCCCGACUGCCGGUCACGCUGCUCAUCUCUUGGACGUUGCCCUUGCAAAUCGAGCUCAAAACGUGGCUAUCUCUCACACCCUAUUCACUCUACAUGUCUACCAGUAUAAGGUCGAGAAGAAUGGGUCGGAAACUGAAGUUUCUGGCGGUAGAAGUCGUCUACAGCUACUCUACCUGGGCUGUGGUCGCUACGGUUCGAAGGAACUUGGCCAAGGUCAGGACCAAAAUUCGACCAUGAAGAGUCUGUCACUGGCAAACAUAGCGAACGUUCUGUUGGGUUUGCUCACUGGACAGCGCCAGCUUCCUCACAGAGAAUCGGCUGUCACUCAACUCUUGCGCGAGGGAAUGACCGGUAACCAUGCCCAGCCCUGCAUCAUUGCACAUGCCUCGGGUCAGCAGCAGCACUACGCAGAGACCUUGCAGGUAGUUCAGUUGGCCUCCAGACUGCACCGGCUUCGCCGUCGCCGUGUUGGUAGCAGUGGAGGGAGUAGCGCGGGUGGGAGCAGUUGGACCGCAACGGUUGGCGGUACGACGUCCGACUCUUCAGCAUCGUCUCGGGGUUUCCGCUCGCGCCUAUCGGUGCGACCGCGCCUUGGGCGGUCCUCUUUUGGCACCUCCACCACCGACUACACCUCCAGCAGUGAGCAGUCCUGCGCGGGUGACACGGUCAUCUACCUGGGUGGUGGAGCUAGUGAGACCGGGAGUUCGCUGGGCCCUCGGGGCCUAGCUGAUGGUAGUGUCGUGCAUUCCGCAGAUGAGUGGAAAAAAAACGCCAGCUCCAGUGAGGAGGGAACUCUCCAAAGAUCAGUCGCUGCGGAAAAGACUUGUCUCGGUCGUUCCAUAUCCCGUUCUGAGGGGGGAGGUACACUACGAUCAGGUGUCUUGAUAAAGAGAGUUACUCCACGCACUAAUGCAACAGCAUGGCCACGAGCAGCAGCCGUCCGCAAGGGCAAAGAGGUAGUCAGUUCUACGGAGGAAACCUGGGUGGACGGCCCCAAAGCGAUGGUAGCGAAAGAGCAGCAAAGUGCAUCCGGUAGUACACAGACAACUACUAGCUCUGAGAAUACUCCUCCCCCUGCUCCACCUUACUUCGGUUUCACCCACCGUAUUGUCCCUCAAAACCCCGUACAACAUUCGGAUACGCCCAAAAUUUUCGUGGCAACACAGGAGCCGACGGCGGCUGAGACCGCACCCGUCGAGGUGACUAUCAAAGAGCCGACCUAUGCCUCCAUCGACGAGAUGAAAAGCUGUACGAGUGACGAUGGUAGUCCAAUUGAGAGCUGUUCUUCUUCCUCUUAUUCCUCUGAUAGAGAAGAUAAUGAAAACGAUAAGAACGUAAUAAAAGGCCUUGGAGGAACUGGUGGCAGUGGUGGAGGCGUGACUGGUGUCGGUAGCAGCGGAGAUGGCGGAAGUGGCGGGGGCAGAGGCUUUGGAGUGCUCUCUGACAUUAGUGAGCGCACUGAAGAGACCGAGGGUGGGACGUCAGCGCCGAGCAGCAUUGGUGGUGGUGGGCAUGAAGAGCAUGAAAACACUCUUCUUGAUCUGGCUAUCCAACAAAGCAGUCUUGCGCACGAGGGUAGUAAGGAGGUUGUUGGUGACGAGGGCACUUUCAGUUGGCGUCGCUCCGACAACUUAUGCGAGGACCCUCAAAUUCCCUUCCUUCGAUCCCCAUAUGCAACUCCACAGCUUGAACAUAAGGGCUCUGGACAGCAAGCUGUGACUCCGUCGGUCGUGGACGACGUCACAACUCCAGUGCACCAGUCUGAUACUCAGCCCUUCCCUUUUGGAGGGAAGACCACGUCUAUGGACCCUCCUGUAACCGAGCAGAAGAUCGUUCACUCCUCCAACCCUUAUCCGGAUAGGUCGAGACACUCUCCACGCAGAAGGAAACAUUCCAAUGCGGCCUCCUCCUUCGACCGAGUGGCCGCGUGGGUGAAGGAUGUGAGCACCGACCUCAGCCAUGCUCAAGACGAGCGGCUCGGACCACAGCCGCCAUCACAUCCGCAUCCCGAGACCCGUUCCUCUUCUUGUCACCGCUCCUGUUGCACUCGACGUCAUCGGACCCACCGCACGAGACGCCAACGCCGGCACCAUCACCAUCACCGCCACCAUGAGUGUACCUGCUAUAAGUAUGCGCGAGACACGUGCGCCUUGUGCGAAUUCGCAGAUAGUUGUUGCUCUCGAGUGUGUCAAAAGUGCGCCUACUGCGACCAGGAAUGCAAUCCCGGUGGUAGGAGUGCCUCCGAAUCCCUCAAUCAUGGCUCGUCAUGUAGUACUGCGUCUAAAAAUAAGGUCGCUACGAAGUCUCAUUCCCCUCCUCCAGUUGAGCAAUCCCUUCAACGGCACGCCGAAGCCCAGAAGGCAUCACCAGUCUCUCCGAUGCCCGUGGUUAUCCAAAGAACAGUCUCGUUUCCAUGGAUGCCAACACAAAUGUCACGGUCUUCAACAGCCCAUUCCUCGCCGUGCCAACCUCCGCCACCUACACAGCCCCUCUGGUCUCCAGUGUACACUCCACAACUUACACCUAUACAAUACUAUCCUUGGUCCCUCCCCACCUCUCCUUAUCUUCAAUCAUCUAUGCAGGCUUGGUCCACGCAGCUACUACUGCCAUCAUCUGCAGCUUCCAACCUUUCCCAAACGACGCUUCCACUCCAACGCACCUGUGCAAGUCAACGACGAAAUUCGGUGGAGGAGGGCACGCCCGCUCGUACUUUCUCGUCUCCCGCUUUUGCAUCUCCACAGGAGUCGAAAAAGUCCAAGCUUCUUACUCUACCUUCCAUCCUUUGCACACUGCGGCGAUGGCACGCGCGUAGGAAGGAGCGAAGGAACAAAAAAGCCUCUGCUAGUGCACCGGUUGAAAAGGAGAUAGUGGCACAAGUGGAGGAAAAGACUGACGGAUUAGGGUCGGUAAUGCCGAUCCCGCUGCGCACCAGUGCCUCUCUACCCGGUGCUUACUCGCGGACCGACUUUCCACGGGCUUCGAGCGGUGACCGGAGCCUCGGUCACACACCACAGCACUGCUACCACUACCCGUCUGUGACUCUAUCACUCCACAAUCCUAUGUAUCGGGAGUCGUCACGAAUGUGUGCCGGGGAUCCGUCGACAUUCAUGAAUCAAAUGCAUCAGAGUCUCUCCACUUACCGAACCAGAUCUGGAGGAAUGGGCCACAAGGACAGUCGAGAGGACCGAGGCAGCAGUGGCUACGAGAGUUGUCGCCAAGGCGUCGGAGGAGGCAGCGGUGGCCGCUGCGGGGCGGGUGGUAGCAGUGAGGUCUCUUCCGCUCAUACAGACUCUGUAGACUCCUGCUCCUCAAGUUGCCAGCACCAACAGCAACAGCAACAAUACCACCUGCAGCAGCAACAACAGGAUGUCUAUUGUCCUGAUCAGCGCCUCUUUCCUUUAAGUCGAUCCGCCCUCACUUUCAUCUCAAGUAGGUUGGCGUAG